Messenger RNA from Gastrolobium bilobum, 1585 nucleotides. RefSeq names its product zinc finger CCCH domain-containing protein 11-like. Gene Ontology annotation, biological process: cytoplasmic translation. Lineage: Eukaryota; Viridiplantae; Streptophyta; Magnoliopsida; Fabales; Fabaceae. The transcript is spliced from 8 exons. Gene Ontology annotation, cellular component: cytosol. The record is from RefSeq and is a predicted model, not a curated record. Gene Ontology annotation, molecular function: mRNA binding; metal ion binding. The coding region runs from base 232 to 1296 and encodes 354 amino acids.
AAGUGGCAGUAAGAAAACCCAGGCACGUUGGGAACACUCCAAGUGUAAGGGGGGGCAAAUCGGGAAAUUCAAGUUUUGGGAAUCUUCUGGAGAGUCUCGACCCCGUCCGGGCCAAACCCUAACCACACAUUGUGUUCCCGGCAACCACGUCAUCCUCCACCACCGAUCAGAACCCUAAUUUUGUUAUCUCUUCUAUUUUAUUCCGUAAUCUCGAAGGCAAAGUUUUAUUUGAUGCCGCCGAAGCAGCCAUCAAAAGCUGAUUUAGCGAAGAAGCAGAAGACCGUAGAGGAUAAAACCUUCGGUCUCAAGAACAAAAACAAGAGCAAAAAUGUCCAGAAAUACGUCCAGAACCUCCAGCAAUCCGUACAAGCCAAGCCUGAUGCUUCCAAACUCGCUGCCAAGAAAAAGAAGGAGGAAGAGAUGGCCAAGGACAAGGAGCUGAAUGAUUUGUUCAAAAUUGCUGUUAGUCAGCCUAAAGUUCCUGUUGGUGUUGAUCCUAAAUCCAUAUUAUGUGAGUUUUUUAAAGUGGGACAGUGUGUCAAGGGGUUCAAGUGCAAAUUCUCACACGAUUUGAAUGUUCAGAGGAAGGGGGAAAAGAUUGACAUUUAUAGCGAUAAGCGUGACGAGGAAACAAUGGAGGAUUGGGAUCAAGAGACCUUGGAGAAGGUAGUGGAGUCAAAGAAAACCGAGUAUAAUCAAAACAAACCAACUGACAUAGUGUGUAAAUACUUUUUGGAAGCAGUGGAGAAGAAGCAAUAUGGUUGGUUCUGGGCCUGCCCCAAUGGCGGUAAGAAUUGCCACUAUAGACAUGCCCUUCCCCCUGGAUAUGUUUUAAAAUCUCAAAUGAAGGCUCUAUUAGAGGAGGAAAGUGAAAAAAUAACAAUAGAGGAGGAGAUUGAAAAUCAGCGUGCCAAAGUGACAACUACAACUCCUAUGACUCCUGAGUUAUUCAUGCAAUGGAAGACGAAGAAGAUAGAAGAGAGAGAUGCCAAUUUGGCUGCACAACAGGCAGAUAGGGCUAAGAAUGACCGCAUGAGUGGCCGGGAGCUCUUUUUGUCAGAUGCUAGCUGGUUUGUGGAUGAUGAUGAAGCAUAUGACAAGUACCAAAGAGAACCAGAAUCUGAUGACGCCGAACAAAAUGUGAAUGGUAAUGCUGCUGAAGAUGGUCCCAGCGCCUCGACAGUUAAUGCUGAUGCUGAAGAUCCUGAUGUUGAUGAUGAUGAUGAACUGGACAUGGACGAGUUAAAUGAAUUGGAAGCAAGCUUAUCAAAGACAUCAAUCCAAAUAAAGGAGUAAGGAGCUGAAGAUUAAUUCUGAGAAUUAGUUUGUAACCUACAUGUGAUAUUUUUAUGCCUCUGCUUCACACUAGAGCACAUGCCUGUAGCCAUUGGCUCUGCUUUCAAGGAAGUUUUUUCAAUGAAGCCUUUAAUGAUAUUACAUUUGGUAUGAAUAAUUGCCAGUGUGAUAUAAUUCAAGUUGGACCUACUACACACAUUUUUGUUGUUUGAACACAAGGUUGUCUCGAGUUGUUUGAAUCUAAUUUUGUUGAUGAGUUUUGCUAUCUCUGCAUAGGGAUCUUCCACAU